GCUGUGCCUUAUUUCGAGUGGGUAAUUGAAGAAGAAAGGGUCUGGCAGUGGAUUCUUUAAAAGGAAAGCAGGGGCACCUGGGUGGCUCAGUGGGUUAAUUGGCUGCCUUGGGCCAGGUCGUGAUCUCAGGCUCCUGGAAUGAAGCGCUUUGUCAGGCUCCCUGCUCGCUCUUUCUCAAAUAAAUAAAAUCUUAAAAAAAAAAAUAAAAGAAAAGCAAGGCAGGAUUUUUCUGUUCCAUUUUUCUUGUGUUAUGAGUAGUGGGUGGUAAAGUUCACGUGACUUUCUUACUGAUGUGCACGUUUUUUCUCCUCUCAGUGUUUUAGGAAGAAGAUCUUUUUAUUGAUUUUUAUUUUAUGCCAUACGUGGUCUCAGUUGCUAGGAAAGGUGGUAAUGGGUGAAAACUAGAAAAGUAGAAGACAGUAAACCACUAGCGGAGGGUUCAAAGUGAAAGCCUGUGAAAACAGGAUGAGUACAUGUAGUCCAUGCAACCUUGCUAGUCUGUGCUUUGGUGCAUGCAGACGGGUGGGAGCACGUGUGUCUGAGAGCUAGCAGUUGCCACAAGUUGUUUUUUUUGUUGUUGUUGUUACGGUAAUUUCCCCAGGUUUUGUUGUUAAUAUCUUGUGGAAAAUGGUGGCCCAAUAACUCCUUUCGUCUUUCAUUAAUUUUUUUUAGUGUUUUGUACUUCCUGCCAUCUGUACUCAGAUUUUUCUUCUUUCUACCACCAGCCCCCUAACCAGAAGUAAGUUUUCUGGUAACAGAUGAAGAUUAUUUAUUUCUAGGGUGCAGUCCAAGAGCUUGGAAAAGAGGCUGUGCUCUUCAGACAAAGUGUAGAUGUCACAGGCUUCAAGAGGAAGGUGUCACAGCCAGUGGACAUGUCCCAUGAUGAAUUUUAGAAUAUACACCAGGGGCUGCAAGAACAACUGAGCUGGAAUUCCUGUAAGGAAACAGCCUGUAUGUGAGACAGCUGGGCCUGUUCACCAGAUACUAGCCUUUUCUGAGAAGACAAACACUGGACAAUGGCACCGGAAUUCGUCUUGCCUGAGUCCCAGAGCUUGUUGACAUUUGAAGACGUGGCCAUGUAUUUUUCCCAGGAAGAAUGGGAGUUACUGGAUCCCACUCAGAAGACCCUCUACAACGAUGUAAUGCGGGAAAACUAUGAGACUGUCAUCUCUCUAGCUGUGCCUGUUCACCAGAUUGUAGACUUUUCUGAGAAGACAAACACCAAAGACUGGACAGUGGCACCCGAGCUCAUCUUGCCUGAGUCCCAGGAAGAAUGGGAGUUACUGGAUCCCACUCAGGAGGCCCUCUACAAUGAUGUAAUGCGGGAAAACUAUGAGACUGUCAUCUCUCUAGCAUUAUUUGUGCUUCCCAAACCUAAAGUGAUCUCCUAUCUAGAGCGUGGGGAAGAGCCAUGGGUUCAAGGGCCCUUGGAGUUCAAGAACAGUCCUGGAGACCUGCCUGCAGGGUUAAAGGUCAAAACUGUCACUGAAAACCAUCAGCCCGUAUGUCUUUCUGACUUAGAAAUACAAGCACCAGGAGACAUAGUAUCCAAAAAGGCCCGAGUGAAAGUUCCCCAGAAAACAACAGGUAAAGAAAAUCAUGGUGAUACACACAGGAUGGGGAAAUGGCAUCAAGAGUUUCCAGUUAAUCAAACAAAGGAACUUUCAAUCUGGGAAGAAGAGCUGCAGAGACUUAUGGAUCUUCACAAGAAAGCCCGUGCAGUAGAGAAGCCUUUUACAUGCCAAGAGUGUAGGAAAAACUUCAGACUUACCUCUGAUCUUACUAAACACAAAAAAAUUCACACGGAAGUGAAGCCGUAUAAAUGUCAACAUUGUGGUAAGAGCUUUAGAGGGAAAUCAGAUCUUAAUAAGCACAUAACAAUACACCAAGGAAUAAAACCAUAUAAAUGCUCCUGGUGUGGGAAAAGCUUCAGUCAAAAUUCAAAUCUGCGUACACACCAAAGAACUCACACUGGCGAGAAACCCUUUAUGUGUUAUGUAUGUGGAAAGAAAUUCAGUCAGAACUCCCACCUUAGUAAACACCGGAGAACCCACAUGUAACAUAAGCAUGAGAAACUUCAGAAGCAGUCCAGCCUUAUAUACCAGAAACACCACCACUGAACAGAAGCCUAUCCAGUGUCCUUGGUCUCAAGAAAUUCACCAAGUCGUGCUUAACCCCAGAGGUUUAUUAAAAAUAAAUUAUGAAGCAUGAAUAAUUCAUCAGUGGAAAAUUUGUUGAUAUAAACACGUUUCUCAGAAAGGAAUCAAGGUUGACUCUGCAGGGAUUGUGUUAGUUCUGUACUAAUUACAUUUUUACUAAUAAAUCUUCAGGGAAUCCCUAACAAGAAAGAUGGUCAAAGAAAAUUCUGAGUACAGAAUGUACUAUUUCAUGAUUGUACCUGGCAAUUAGCAAAUUCAGCUCAAAUAGCAAAUACACCCAUGAAUUAAUCAGUCUUCUGUGAUCAUCACGUUGUUGGUUUUGCAUUGAUCUCGCAGUCACUCUAAACACAUGGUAGGAACAUUUGUAGCAUGGUCUUCCAAAACAAGAAAGAGUAACCUGCAUGUUUAAUUGGAUACCAUUGGUAGUGGGCUUACCAAUUUCAAGAGCCCUAUGGGGCUGUCAAGUUUUCCAAGAACCAAAUUGGAUUUUCUUCCUCUCCUUUGUCAUUGACACUUCCCCAAGCUGGAGUUCCUUCUUGAACAUUUUAGCUCUUUAAUCUUUUCAGCGCCAUUUUUACUGUGAUGAAAUGCUAUUUACCUCACCACUAGGGAAUCUGCCAGAAGAAGUAAUAGUGCACUAACUUACACCUCUCGGUGGUGGUGGUUGAUAGAGGAAAAUAUCAAGAUCAUAUGGAAACGGGUUGCAAUUUUUAGCCAUGGAUUAUAUAUUACAUGUAAAAAAGAUUGUCUGCAAUAAAAGAAAUAGACAUUUUUCUCCUCUCACAAUGUCAACCAUAAAUAUUAGUACUUUCCCAGGUUCUAAACGGUAAUUUAUGGAAAUUCAGAAUCAGGUUUUUGUUUAUAAGAACAAAGAGGGUUGUUUAGGAACUGGAGUGUGUGCUGCACGCAGGAUGUUGUUCAUUGGGUGUGGCAGAACAUUGGGUUCCCAAGAGGAAAGGUUUGGGAAUCGAUGCUGAGUGGAGGGCAGGGAUGCGUGAAUCUGCAUUCCUGUUGGUUGUCUUACACUGUAAACUAUUGCUAAGCAGGCAGGGUGUACCUGUCUCUGUUUUGUACACAGCGUUUAACAACAGCCUUAGGUGACAAAUGAUGUCCUUAGCAUCUCUGUGGGCUGUGGAUCUUCUUAGAACUCUUGUCUAUGACGGUGACUCCCAAGUGUUCCUGUUAGAGCUUUUGGGUAGUUUCGGGAAGGGGGUUAAAUGAUCUCUCCCAAAUACCUUAUAAACGAUGAAGUUGAGGCUCAGAUACGGGGACUUGUUCAAGACCCGAUUGCUCGUGGUCUGUCGGCUGUCAGCUCGCUGCAUCGGGGAGGCCUGAAGGCGGGAUUAGCAGCAUGUGUACACUAUCCCUGCAGGGCCAGGCUGGGUGACACUGUGCUGUAUCUCCUUCUGACUUAGAAAAGCGCUUAGGUCUCCGUGUGUUCUGUGAAAGAGAGAAAACUAUUUCAACUCAGGGUUAUUCUAGAGAUUAGAGGGAUUGGCGAAAGAAAAGCCCCUCACAGCCUGGCCAGUGGUAGAUGCUCGAUCAGCGUGCAUGUGUUUCCCUUUCCCCUGCUCCCCAGGGUUGUGCUGGGCAGACUGACUGCAGUAAAGAAGCAGUUGUGUUUAUGGCUAUUUUCAGCUCCUUUGGGGAGUUGAGCAGUGCUGGUGGUGAUUAUGCUCAGUUGAUUUGGUCCUUGGCUUCAGUACUCCAUGGUGUAAGUCACCUGAGCUGUGGGUCUGGUGCUCUCAGCAAGAUGUUAUUUUCUUCCCCAAGAUGAACUACACCAAGUGUUAUUCCUUAGGCACAGCCAACUCUGAAGCUCUCGUCUGCGUAGCUGUUACCCAUCCCCCCCUUCCUUAGGCUUCGGUUACUCUGUCUCAUCCCGGGAUACAUGUGGACAUCUUUGUGCUACGUUCAUUCAAUUUCAUGUGGGCCCCUAUGUGCCCAGGCACUGUUCUAGACUGGGAAUAUAGUAGAGAACAAAAGAGCUAAAGAUGCACUCUCACGGGACUUGUGUUCUAGUGAAGAGUGUAAAGAAGAGUGGUUAUAGUUUUCUGCUCCUUGCAGUUCGGGCCAUAGGAUAGUUGUGGGUAACGCGUUGUGAGCAGAAGCCCCACUUCUGGGCUGAAGCCUUUAUUGGCGCAGGACUCUGUAGUGCCCUUCCUGGCUCGGUUGUGGAAGCCCAUCCAGAAAGAGGCCACAGGGCCAAAGUAGUCUGGAGUGCUGAGCCCCCAUGUGGAGUGCAGUUGUCCUGGGAAGUCCCUCAGACCUGUGAUGGACUUUAUGGGAAUGAGAAAUAAACUUCCAUUAAACUAC
This is a messenger RNA of Ailuropoda melanoleuca (giant panda), 4475 nucleotides long. Its product is annotated as zinc finger protein 75A. The record is from RefSeq and is a predicted model, not a curated record. The coding region runs from base 1017 to 2060 and encodes 347 amino acids. Gene Ontology annotation, cellular component: nucleus. Lineage: Eukaryota; Metazoa; Chordata; Mammalia; Carnivora; Ursidae. The transcript is spliced from 7 exons. Gene Ontology annotation, molecular function: DNA-binding transcription factor activity, RNA polymerase II-specific; RNA polymerase II transcription regulatory region sequence-specific DNA binding. Gene Ontology annotation, biological process: regulation of transcription by RNA polymerase II.